AUGGACCCUCUACGCGAUGGAUCAUCGAGCAGAAAGAGGGCUGGAGCAGGCCUUCUCUUGUUGAGUCCCGAAAGGGCCCGCAUUCAUGGCAUUCUCCGGUCCGGUUUCAAAGCAACUAAUAAUGAGGCCGAGUACGAAGCUCUGCUCGUUGGACUCAGGUUGGCCAGGGAAAUGGGCGCAACUGCGAUCAGCGUCUAUAGUAACUCCAUGCUGGUCAUUAACCAGAUUUUGGAAGAGUAUCAAACCAAGGAAGAUAACAUGAUCAACUAUCUGAAAAAAGCUAAAGCCGCACUCGAGCCGUUCAAGCACUUCGCAAUCACUCAGAUCCCUAGAGAAAACAAUUCUGUGGCAGACGCCUUGGCGAGGAUAGCCUCAUCAUUAGACUUGGAUGCACCAGAGAGCAUCCCUGUUUGA
This is a messenger RNA of Pistacia vera, 414 nucleotides long. RefSeq lists its product as uncharacterized. Lineage: Eukaryota; Viridiplantae; Streptophyta; Magnoliopsida; Sapindales; Anacardiaceae. Bases 1 to 414 code for a protein of 137 amino acids. Gene Ontology annotation, molecular function: RNA-DNA hybrid ribonuclease activity; nucleic acid binding. The record is from RefSeq and is a predicted model, not a curated record. The transcript has a single exon.